GAUUGGUUCUAAAUUCUAGGCCUAUUGGGCUCACUAUUGGGGUCUUGCUAGUCCUCUCUCUCUCUCGUUUCUGCUUCCGCAGCCACCUCCUGCUGGUUGCCAUGGCUGCCACUUCUCUCUCUUCCUCCACACUUCAAACCCCACCCAAAAAUCCAAACUCCUCAAAACCCAAAUCCCCCCUUACCAAAACCCAAACCGCAAGAGCAUGACGCUCUUCUCCUUCCACCAUGAAGCUCCACGACCUCCUCCUCAGAAAUAUCUCACGACUCAACUUCUCAACCCCCAAACCCAAUCACAUCCACAUUCCUCCCCUCUCCACCGCCAAGCUCCUCGAUAUCAUCACCACCUCAAACCCCAUGGAACCCGCCCUCGAAAAGGUAGCCCCCGUCCUCCUUCCCGCCGUAGUCAACUCCGUCCUCAAAGAAAUCAAAAACCCUCAACUGGGUUUUCGUUUCUUCGUGUGGGCGGCCAGGAGAAGGAACUUCCGUUUAUGGGUUUCGUUUGAUUUUAUUGUGGAUAUGCUUGUUGAAGAAAAUGGGUUUGAGUUGUAUUGGAAAACCCUUGAGCAGCUCAAGGGGUGUGGGAUUUCGAUUCCGUCGGACGCGUUCACGGUUUUGAUUGCUGGGUACCGGAAGGUGAAGAUGGGUGAGAAGGCUGUUGAGGCUUUCGGUAGGAUGUAUAAGGAUUUUGACUGUAAGCCUGAUUUGUAUGCUUAUAAUGUGGUUUUGCACGUCAUGGUUGAAAAGGAAGUGAUUUUGUUGGCUUUAGCUAUAUAUAGUGUGAUGUUGAAGUCGAAUUGCGCUCCUAAUUGUGCUACUUAUACUACUUUGAUUGAUGGGUUGUGUAAGAGUGGAAAGACUGAAGACGCGCUAAGAUUGUUUGAUGAGAUGACCUUAAGAGGUAUACAGCCUAACAGGAUAACUUAUACUGCUAUCCUUUCGGGUUUGUGUCAAGCAAAGAGGGCUGAUGAAGCAGGUAGAUUGUUUAAUACAAUGAUAAGUAGUGGGUGUUCACCUGAUCAGAUUACUUAUUAUGCUUUGCUUGAUGGGUUUUGCAAGUUAGGUGAAUUUGAAAAAGCUUUUACGCUUUCUAGGUUUCUUAAGAAGGAUGGGUGCGUUCUUGGGAUAAAGGCGUAUAGUAGUUUGAUUGACGGUUUGUUUAGAGCCCGGAUGUUUAAGGAGGCACAUGAAUUGUUCCAGAAAAUGUCCGAAGAGAACAUCACGCCAGAUCUUAUUUUGUACACUAUUAUGAUUCGUGGUUUAUCUGAUGCGGGCAGGGUCAAGGAUGCAUGGAACUUGUUGAGGCUCAUGACAGAGAGAGGAGUCGCACCAGAUACUUACUGUUACAAUACUCUUAUCAAAGGGUUCUGUGAUAUGGGUCUGUUGGCCAAGGCUAGGUCUCUUAAACUUGAAAUUUCAAAGCAUGACUGUUUCCCAGAUACUUUCACCCACACAAUUCUUAUUUGUGGUAUGUGUAAGAAUGGUUUGGUUGGGGAGGCAAGAGAAAUAUUCAAUGAGAUGGAGAAGGUUGGAUGCCUCCCUUCUGUUGUGACCUUCAAUGCUCUUAUUGAUGGGCUCUGUAAGGUUGGUGAGCUUGAGGAAGCUCACCUUUUGUUUUACAAAAUGGAGGUUGGAAGAAACCCGUCAUUGUUCCUUCGCCUUUCUCAAGGCCAAGAUCAGGUUCUUGAUAGUGCAAGCCUCCAAACAAUGGUUGAGAGAUUGUGUGACUCAGGAGCAGUUCUAAAAGCGUAUAAGCUUCUAAAGCAGCUUGCUGAUAGUGGGGUCCUUCCAAAUAUCUCAACGUACAACAUUCUGAUCAAUUGUUUCAGCAAAGCAGGAAAUAUUAAUGGUGCUUUUAAGCUGUUCAAGGAGCUCCAACUCAAGGGCCAUCUCCCUGAUUCAGUUACAUAUGCCACUCUCAUUGAUGGGCUUCAAAGAGUUGACAGGGAGGAGGAUGCUUUUGUGGUUUUUGAACAAAUGAUGAAAAAAGGUUGUACACCUAGCUCAGCAGUUUACAAGUCGCUUAUGACUUGGUCUUGUCGUAGGAAGAAAGUCUCUGUUGCCUGUAGUAUUUGGAUGAAGUAUUUGAUGAGCCUUCCAGGGCGCGAAGAGGAAGCAAUUAAAGCAGCAGAGGAGUAUUUUGAGAGAGGAGAACUGGAUAAGGCAGUUAGAGGAUUACUUGAAUGGGAAUCCAAGUUUGUUGAUUUUGAUUCAGCACCUUAUACCAUUUUGCUCAUUGGGUUGUGCCAGGCUGGAAAAUCGGAUGAAGCUUUAAAGGUGUUUUCAAUUCUUGUGGAGUGGGGGAUCAAUGUGUCUGCUCCAAGUUGUGUGACGUUGAUCCGAAGUCUUUGCAUAGAGCAUAAUUUAAAUCAGGCAAUCAACGUUUUCUGUUAUACUAUGGAGAAAGGUUUCUUGUUGAAAAGGUGUUGUUGCAAUGAACUGCUACAGUGUCUGCUUACUCAGGGAAAACCAUACAAUGCUAUGGAUCUUCUCGAGAAAAUGAGUUAUGAGGGAUACAAUUUAGAUGCGCAUCUUUAUCAUGAUACCAAGGUCCUUUUACGGAGUCAUUGGAGAACACAGAAAACGGAAAAUGUAUCACUCAGAUAGAGGUGGUGUGGAGCGCUCUUUGCAAUUGCAAACAGUUUCUGUUAUGAAGUGUCCAGCGGCCUGUUACCAUCAGGACAAUUGCUGUAAAAUUCAAUGCUGCUGUCAAUUUGUGAUGACCCAAUUGGUAUUUUGUCAUCCCAUUGAUACAGGCCUUUUGUACCAACUGGAGACAUCAAAUGUGUUCUACCUGGUGACUUGCAAGAGAAGAUGUGUUUUGUAUGGGACACUAUCAUGCAAGAUUUAUGUUGAAGAUCCAAACAAGAGAAUGGCACAUGAGAAGAGGCCAAGAUAGGCUGCACUGUAAGUUCUUUUUGCCCGUCGCAUGCUCUAUCAUACAUAUAUGAAGAAACACAUGCACAUUCGUACACACACAAAAUGAUGAAUUGUGUUUUCUUAAGUCGAGGUAAGUUUUUAUUCGUAUGCAGAGGCCAAGAUAGGCUGCACUGUAAGUUCUUUUUGCCCGUUGCAUGCUCUAUCAUACAUAUAUGAAGAAACACAUGCACAUUCGUACACACACUCAAAAUGAUGAAUUGUGUUUUCUUAAGUCGAGGUAAGUUGUUUCAUGGAGUUCUGGUUUGUUAUCUACUGUAUAAAGUAUGAAUGGUUCACUCUUUGUGUUAACUAGUCAAGCUCUUUAUGUCCUUUGUUUGUGUGCAGAACAUGUUGGCUGCUAUUAAGAUGGAAAUCAUUUCCUCAGAUGAAGGCUGUAUAGGUUUACCACUAUCAACUGCAUAUAUUCUACGAUAAUUUUCUACCAUGAUUUGUAUGUGUACAUUGAGUGCCAAUGCGUGAUAUUUUGUUGUUUACAGCUAUCGAUUUCCCCAUGCCUCCAAUUUGUUCUCCAAUUGUUAUGUUAGGCCUGGCAGGCCGGCUGAGGGAGCACCAGUUAUAUCCUUAGUUGCCGGAAUUGCCUACUUGGAAGGUGCUCCUCAAAUCUGUUUCGUCUGACGUGACAAUUUUAGGGUUAUACUCUAUAUUUUGCUUUGGGCCAUGUGUGGGCUUGGGCCAGCAUUCUUACUAUAUAGCCCACUUGUCCAAAGCUUUGCUAGUGGGGUUAUAAAGACAUCUCCUCGACUAAUGGGCCAAAAAACAUAGGCUUACCCUCUUCUACUUCUAAUAAUUGUGUGUGAAAAUAUAUAUUUUUCUGUAUACUAUAAAAAAAAAAGAAGGUAUUAUUUAAAAAAUAUAUAAAAUAAAAUAUACAUAGGUGCUCCCAAUCUUUGGAGCUUUUGGGUACCUCCGCUCCCCUACUCCCGCUUCGUGCAACUAAGGUUAUAUCAAAGCAGUUAUCCGACACUAUCUUAAGACAUGUCAGUAUGAUUUGUUUUAUGUUAUUCUUUCGUUUACCUCCCUUGCCUCCUGUGGAAGACAAAAGAAAAAAGGGGAAAAAAGAAGUUUUCUUGCUUAGAGUUGGGUGCUUGUUCUGUUCUGAAUUUCUAAAACACCAGAGAUGCUAAUGUUAAUGUUGUAGUUUGGCUAUUUUUAUUGCAUAUGCCUUUAGUGGAUCUCGUGUACUUUGAACAUUUUAUUCUAAAGGAAGUUUGAUCCCUUAUUUUUCAGUGCAAUGAUAUAGUUAAAAACCAAUUAUGUCCGGCUUUUAGUGAUUUGACACUGCUUUGUUGAUUGUUAAUGUAAAUUCUUUUACUGAUGAUUGUAUGGGUGGUUAUAGUUCUGGCAUGAUUUACUUGAUGGUCAGUGGUAAAGCUGCUUGGAUGGCCUACCUGGUAAUGUUUUCCUGAGGCUUGAAAUCUCUGUCCCAUCUACAUAAAUUAAGCAGGCUACAAUCGUCUAGCUUUUCAAUACUUUACAUUUUAUCUUGAGUUUAAAAUAUGAAUUGGGUUAUCCAUUGAUAGAUGGCAUUCAACAAGACUGUGAAUGAACUUUUUCUUUUCCAUGUAUCUCGUGAUGUCAAAUUGUAAAGAAAACUUGGAUUUCACUUCUCAUUUGUUUCUAUCAUGGAUAAUGACAGCAUUUAUUUUGUUCAUGCAGUAACUCACUGUUUGAAUGCCAGUGGAGCUCUUUUUGAUACUGCAUUGCUUUUGGCAGUUGCUGCCUUCUCUCACUGACUGUGUUGCAUUAAGAAGACACAUAUUGAAAGAACUUCAGAAAAUUUUAAAUGAAGCCAGCCUUAUCUGAUAUGCAGGUGGACUAGAGGCUUACAAGGAUUUUGUCCCGGAGAUGGCAGCAAUGAGUGAGUAGCUACUUCAAAAUCAAAUCAUUCAUAUCCGAUGUCUUGUGUUUCUGAGGUGAUUAGUGAGUUUAAGAAGUUCUGAGGCAGUGUAAGUUGUAACCAUUGGAUUUUUGUUGCAUAUGUGGGAAGAUUAAUUUUUGCACAAGUAUCUUAUUAGUUUUACUUCUGAGAGUGAGAGUUAUGAAAUUGUAAUGACAACAAUUUUGGUCUCUUUGGGUUGAAAUUUCUGAACUUAUGUGUAAUUUAACCUUUUGAUUAGUUCUCAAGUUCAAUAUACUAAGAUGCACGGUGGAAGGCCGAUGACAACG
Molecule: messenger RNA, 5105 nt
Organism: Rhododendron vialii
Lineage: Eukaryota; Viridiplantae; Streptophyta; Magnoliopsida; Ericales; Ericaceae
Product: pentatricopeptide repeat-containing protein At1g79540
Exons: 4
Coding region: 228-2606 (792 amino acids)
Molecular function (GO): protein binding
Source: RefSeq, a predicted model, not a curated record